AUGGGGUCCAUGCUUCAAACACUAUGCAAUGCUGCCUCUCCGAUCAUCAUUUCCGCAAAAGCAACAGUGAACGAACCUGCUGAUAGCUCAGGAUUUGGGGUGGAGGCAAGAGGUGGGGCCAGGAGCAAUAAAGUGGCUUCCGCUCCCUCCCCCCGGCCUGGCACGGUUCUGGGUUCGGGCAAGACACAAAAGACGGGUAGCAUCAGUGCCAACAACUCUGCCACCGCCUCCGUCUGCGCUGCGCAGGCCAGCGGGGCGGCGGGGCCUGGGAGCCGGUCCCCCGCCGCCGGGGCGCGCUGGGAGGCUGGGGCAUCCCUGGACGCCGCCGAAUCUGCCGGGGGCGCUUGUCGCGCAGCUCUACAGAGGCUGGGGAGCGGAGGAGGAAUGGAGAGAAAAGGCAAGACUUACUUGGGGGCUGAAGGCUCAGCCGGACUCCGGCUUCAGACUCCGGACGCGGCAGGUGUCUGGCACCGCGGGCCCCGGCGGAAGGCGCUGGCGCAGCUCCGAGCUGGGCUCCACUUCGCGAGGACGGGUAACUCCCCUUGCCACCCGGCCCCGCGCGGCGCUCUGCGCUGUCACCGCACCGAGAGACACAGGCACGCUCUGCAAAGCCUCCUCACUCCUGGAUCAUGGAGUCUACCUGUGACCCGCAUUUGAAACAUGAGGGGAACAUAAUCCAAGCCCACAACUUCAUGUGUGUGAGAUAUGAUUAAAUGAAGAAUCGAGAUGGGGAUAUUAUCCUGGAUCAUCAAAGUGAGUCCUAAAUUCAGUUGCAUGUCCUUCUAAGAGGGAACCAGAGGGAGAUUUGACACACAGAAGAGAAGAAGGCAAUGUGACCGUGGAGAUAAAGAUUGGAGUGAUUCAGCCACAAGCCUAGGAACGCUGGCAACCAGCAGAAGCUGGAAGAGGCAAGGGAGGGAUUUUCCCCAAGAGCCUCUUGAGGCAGCAUGGUCCUGUCUACAUGUUGAUUUCAGUCCAGGGAAAGUGAUUUUGGACUGCUGGCUUCCAGGAGUGUAUAAAAAUAAAUGUGUGUUGUUUUAAGCCACCAAGCUUGUGCUAAUUUACUAUAGUAACCAAAGAAAUAAAUACAGUUUGCAAAUCUGGAAGAUGACUUCCUAUACUUGAUGAUGAAAUAGAAGAAAGAUGUUCCAAGCAAUUAGUAGUUCUCCUAUGUGGCUGGUGGAGCCAGUUAGUUGGGGGAGAGAGAGGAGCAUUUGACCUCCUGCAUAAUAUUAUAUUUAUAAAAACCUUCCAAUUUAGACUUUAUUAUUAUCUACAAAUAAUAAAUACAUGCAGUA
Molecule: messenger RNA, 1298 nt
Organism: Rhinolophus ferrumequinum (greater horseshoe bat)
Lineage: Eukaryota; Metazoa; Chordata; Mammalia; Chiroptera; Rhinolophidae
Exons: 4
Coding region: 1-657 (218 amino acids)
Source: RefSeq, a predicted model, not a curated record